Messenger RNA from Fusarium oxysporum Fo47, 608 nucleotides. RefSeq lists its product as uncharacterized. NCBI's taxonomy places the organism in Eukaryota, Fungi, Ascomycota, Sordariomycetes, Hypocreales, Nectriaceae. The transcript is spliced from 3 exons. The record is from RefSeq and is a predicted model, not a curated record. Bases 1 to 501 code for a protein of 166 amino acids.
AUGCAAUACUCCGAUGGAAGCACCACAAGUAAGUCGGGCAAUUGCACGGACGGAGAAGUUGCACUUCAUGCAGCCAUGCACUCGCGAUUUGGCACUCGAACUAUUCAAGGAAUAAUCGAAUCCUUCUUCAAGAUUAUAUCGAAAGCCACUGGUUCAUGGCUGCAGAGCAAAUUCCCCGAGUGGUUCUUACCAGGCAAGAUCGUCUUGAAACGUCAAAAAGAGAACUGGGAAGAGGAGUUUGACCAUGAAGUCAUCGCGUACAACAGACUGCGACCUAUUCAGGGCCUCACAAUCCCCAAGCUCUACGGCAAGAUUCAGUAUGCAAACACCCGUGCCCUGAUACUCUCAGACAUCGGAGGGUCUAGCCUCUCAACACCUGAUGGCGCCGUCCUGGAUGAGCAAGGUAUUGAGCCCCUGUUGCAUCAAGCCUUGAGUUCACUCUAUGAAUAUGGCGUUUGCCAUGAUGGUGUUCUAUUACCAAGACGGCCUGUUCAAAGAUGAGAAAAUGUCUAUCCCUGGUAGGGGAAAGUCCACUUCUCGAUCAGCCCAGUGUAUAUGACAACACUUUCAAGCUCGUACAAAAUCUUGAUUAAGUGUGUGAAUUAUAG